AUGGCAUUACGUGUUCCAAAGAGUAGUUAUCCUCAGUUAUUUAAGGAUGGCUAUAAGGUUCGCGUUGACGAAGCUGUACUUAAAAAUAUUCAAGCUAUACAUGAGCUAUCAGAAAUCGUUAGAACUUCUUUUGGUCCCAAUGGGAGGAACAAAAUGGUGAUCAACCAUCUUGAAAAGCUUUUUGUUACUAACGACGCCGCCACAAUUAUCCGUGAAUUAGAAGUCGUGCAUCCAGCAGCAAAAUUAUUGGUAAUGGCAAGUCAUCAGCAAGAACAAGAGGUUGGUGACGCGACAAAUUUUGUUAUAAUCUUUGCCGGCGAGUUACUACAAAAAGCUGAAUAUCUAUUACGCAUGGGGCUUCAUCCAAGUGAAAUCGUGCAAGGCUAUGAGCUUGCAAGGGACAAAGUAUUGGAGAUUUUGGAAGAACUCUGUGUAGAAACAAUAAAAGAUCAGAAAUCAAAACCAGAGCUUUUAAAAGCUGUCAAGUCGGCUAUUGCCUCUAAGCAAUAUGGAAAUGAAGAUUUACUUGCCGAUUUAGUCGUCGACUCUGCGCUUUCAAUUAUGCCAAAAAAUCCUGCAAACUUCAAUGUGGACAAUAUUCGGGUGGUUAAAAUAAUGGGUAGCAGUAUUUAUGAAAGCAAAGUGGUUAAUGGCAUGGUAUUUGGUCGUGAACCUGAGGGUGUUGUUCAUAAGGCGCAUAAGGCCAAAAUUGGAAUUUUCACUUGUUCUUUAGACCUUUCACAAACGGAAACAAAAGGAACUGUUUUGCUUCACAGUGCACAAGAAAUGUUGAAUUUUACUAAAGGUGAAGAACAGCAUAUGGAAAAAGUUUUUAAAGAAUUAGCUGAGGCUGGGAUAAAUGUCGUUGUCACUGGUUCUGGAUUAGGUGAAUUGGCCUUACAUUAUUUAAAUAGACACAAUAUAAUGGUCGUAAAAGUUUUAUCAAAGUUUGAUUUACGUCGGUUGUGCAGAGUUGUUGGUGCUACGGCACUGGCUAGAUUGGGUCCUCCUACUGCUGAAGAAAUGGGAUUCUGUGAUAUUGUCGAAACUGUUGAGAUAGGUGGUGAUAGGGUUACAGUAUUUAGACAAGAGAAUGAAAUUUCGAGAACUGCUACUAUCGUAGUUCGUGGUGCGACUCAAAACUUUCUUGAUGACGCUGAACGUGCUAUUGAUGAUGGUGUUAAUAUCGUAAAAGCGGUCACCAGAGAUGGGCGUCUCGUCGCUGGUGCUGGUGCUACUGAAAUGGAAUUGCUCAAACGUUUACUCUCUUUUGGAGAGAAAACUCCUGGUAUCAAUCAACAUUCAAUAAAAUCUUAUGCAGAGGCGUUUGAAGUAUUUCCACGCACUCUAGCGGAAAAUGCAGGAUUAGAUGCUACACAAAUUCUUUCGAAACUUUAUGCAGCUCAUCAUCAAGAUGAUAGUGGUGUGAUUGGUGUUGAUAUCGAAAGCGAUACUGAAAAUAGUACUUUGGAUGCUUUUAAGGCUGGCAUUUAUGACUGUUUUAUAGCUAAAAGUUGGGCUAUUAAAUUUGCUACAGAUGCCGCUUUAACAGUCUUGAGAGUAGAUCAGAUUAUUAUGAGUAAGCCAGCAGGUGGACCAAAACCUCCACAACAAAAUCCAAAUUGGGACGAAGAUUAG
Dentiscutata erythropus is the source of this 1638-nucleotide messenger RNA. The record is from the annotation of a GenBank genome assembly. Lineage: Eukaryota; Fungi; Glomeromycota; Glomeromycetes; Diversisporales; Gigasporaceae.